Messenger RNA from Corylus avellana, 2047 nucleotides. RefSeq names its product glycosyl hydrolase 9B8 (gene GH9B8). Lineage: Eukaryota; Viridiplantae; Streptophyta; Magnoliopsida; Fagales; Betulaceae. Gene Ontology annotation, molecular function: hydrolase activity, hydrolyzing O-glycosyl compounds. Gene Ontology annotation, biological process: carbohydrate metabolic process. The record is from RefSeq and is a predicted model, not a curated record.
CAAGUUUUCAAACUAUAUAGCAGUGAGAGAGAGAGACACAGAGAGAGAGAGAGAGAGCUCACUUUCCCCUGUUCCCUUCACUCCUAAAAAGCUCUUUAGGAGGGAAGGGAUCAUCACCACCAUGGAAAUGGGGGAUCACCAGAAAAAUCUACACCAUUGUAGAAAACGUCCCAGAUUUGCAGAGAGUUUGUGCCUUCUUCUUCUAUCCCUGUUUGCCAUUUCCGCCUCUGCUCGAGCCUUCGAUUAUGCAGAUGCUCUCACAAAGAGCCUUCUCUACUUCGAAUCUCAACGCUCCGGGAGGCUGCCGUACAACCAAAGAGUCACCUGGCGUGACCAUUCCGGCCUCACCGAUGGCCUAGAACAAGGAGUUGAUUUGGUCGGAGGAUAUUAUGAUGCCGGCGACCAUGUAAAAUUUGGGCUUCCAAUGGCAUUCACAGUGACAAUGCUCUCAUGGGGUGUCAUAGAAUUCCGGCAACAAAUCGCCGACGCCGGAGAAUUGGAACAUGCCAUGGAGGCUAUUAAGUGGGGAACAGAUUAUUUCAUUAAGGCACACACUAGCCCAAAUGUGUUAUGGGCAGAGGUGGGUGAUGGUGACACCGACCACUACUGCUGGCAGCGGCCAGAGGACAUGACGACGUCGAGGCAGGCGUACAAGAUCGACGAGAACAACCCCGGGUCGGAUCUCGCCGGAGAGACGGCGGCGGCAAUGGCGGCAGCAUCAAUAGUGUUCAAGAAAACAAAUCCACAUUACUCGCAGCUACUUCUACACCAUGCCCAACAGGUGUUUGAAUUUGGAGAUAUGUACAGAGGAAAGUAUGAUGGGAGUGUGGAGGUGGUGAAGAGCUACUAUGCGUCGGUGAGUGGGUACAAAGAUGAGUUGUUGUGGGGAGCUUUGUGGCUGUACAUGGCCACCGACAAGGAUGAGUAUUUCAAGUAUUUUGUUCACAAGGCUCACUGCUUUGGUGGCACUGGUUGGGCCAUAUCUGAGUUCAGCUGGGAUGUCAAGUAUGCUGGCCUCCAAGUCAUUGCCUCUAAGUUGCUUAUGGAAGAGAAGCACAAGGAGCACGCUCACAUACUCGAGCAGUACCGUUCGAAAGCAGAAUACUACAUAUGCUCUUGCCUUAACAAGAACAAUGGCAGCAACGUGGAGCGCACCCCCGGCGGCCUCUUAUACGUCCGGCAAUGGAACAACAUGCAGUACGUUUCAACGGCAGCUUUCCUCCUCACAGUAUACUCCGAUUUGCUUCAAAACUCAAACCAGAAGCUCAACUGCCACGGAGGAAUGGUGGGUCAUGAAGAAAUCCUCACAUUUGCAAAAUCACAGAUUGAUUACAUCUUAGGCUCUAAUCCAAUGAACAUGAGCUAUUUGGUCGGCUAUGGUGCAAAUUUCCCAGCAAGGGUGCACCACAGGGGAGCCUCAAUUGUGUCAUAUAGAGAGAACAAAGGGUUCAUUGGUUGCACCCAGGGGUAUGAUUAUUGGUACAGCCGGCAGGAGACCAAUCCCAAUGUUCUGGUCGGAGCAUUGGUCGGAGGGCCGGAUUGCCAAGAUAAUUUUGAGGACCAAAGGGAGAAUUUUAUGCAGACAGAGGCCUGCACAUAUAAUACAGCUCCCUUGGUUGGAGUUUUUGCGAAGUUGUUGCAAUUAGAGGACCCAAAUUUGCUUGCUUCUUAUUAGAAUUUCUAAUAUCGGAAGAAUCAGUUGAUCGGACCUCGUACUCCAGGCAAACCGAACCUUUGCUUCGUUCUUAUAAGAUACGAUCUCAACCGAGUGUUGGAUCUUCUAUAAAAACGCUCUCUCACAUUUGAUCGAAUCAGUUGAUCGGACUCCAUACUCAAGGUGAAGGAAACCUUUGCAUGCUUCUUAUUAUAAAUGAUAUCAUAUAGUGUUUUAUCUUCUAUAAGUACACUCCCUCCAACAACACAUUUUUUUUUUUUUUAGGGGGCUGAAGUAAGGUGUGCCAGCCUGAUGUGUUCCUUGAUUGUUUUGUAAUAUUUGAAAUAGAGAUGAAUACAAGAUUAUAAAUUGUCAGCAUUGUGGCUUUAUUUC